Messenger RNA from Zingiber officinale, 1428 nucleotides. RefSeq names its product protein LURP-one-related 5-like. Bases 315 to 947 code for a protein of 210 amino acids. The record is from RefSeq and is a predicted model, not a curated record. Lineage: Eukaryota; Viridiplantae; Streptophyta; Magnoliopsida; Zingiberales; Zingiberaceae. The transcript is spliced from 2 exons.
UUGUGCCUCAAAGUUACACCAAAACAUCAGCCAACACAAUUGGUGGGAUCCAAAGCUCCAUGCUUUUGUCCUUUCGGCUGAUUAGAAUACCACUGGGAAUCUCAUUCUCUGUGUCAUUGUCUUAAUCUCCAUGUCAAAAGAGAAGACAAAAACUUUGUCAUCUCCUACUGAUCAGCUUCCACCACUUCAAAAAUAGACCAAACAUGCAACCUCGCCAUCAUGUAAGUGUGCUUUGGAACACAUUGAAAAAUGUCCAGGGUUGAUCAUAUCCUGGCUGAGUAAUUAAGAACGACAAAGAAGAAGAGCUUAGUACGAUGAUCCCAGAUCAUCCAUCAGUAUGGACAGUGUGGAACAAGUCGAGCAUGGGUUUUCAAGGAACAGAUGGCUUCUCAAUCUAUGAUAGAAGCGGAAGGCUAGCCUUUCGCGUCGACAAUUAUUCGAGGAGGCGCAAGUAUCUGGAAGGAGAACUCUUGCUCAUGGAUGGGAAUGGGAAGCCUGUAAUUACUCUGAGGCCUCAGAUCUUGAGCAUGCAUAACACAUGGAGGGGAUUCAAAAAUGAGGAUGGAACGGAAGAAACUCAAGCAUUUUCAAUGAGAAGGCAGUCGAUUCUUCAUGGGUCUGAGAAAGCAGAGGUGUUCAUGGACAACUCCACCAACCAUGCUCCUGUCCCCAGCUUCAGAACCGAAGGCUGUUUCAGAGCAAGAAACUGCAAGAUCCUAGACAGCAAGGGCGAGGAGGUGGCUUUGGUGAGUCACAAGCAGGUGAACAACUUGGUUACAUUGGGAGAUGAAGUGUUCAGCCUCGUCAUUCAGCCAUGCAUCUGUGCUGAGCUCGUAAUGGCUUUUCUAGUCAUACUGGACCGCAUCUGUUGGAAGAAGCUGUUUCGAGCCAUACCUGAAUUAUACACAAAAAGUUGUAUUUUAAAUCUCAUUUAUCUUAUAAAAUAAAAUUUUAAAAUUCAAAUAGUCGAAAUUGAAUUAGAAGAGAUCGAUGGGUCAUACAAAAAUUUUUCAUAAACCAAUAGGAUAAAUUAAGAAAUAUUUAUAGCGAAGACUCAUCAGUCAUUUAUCUAAAUUUUAUUAUUAUUAUUUUUUAAUUGGUAUCAAGUACCUAACUUACGUCGAACUAAUCCUGGGAUUCAUCAGAUCCCACGAAAAUUUUAUUUUUUAAUUGACACAGGGCAUCCAUUGUUUCGAGGAUUGUUCGGGGAAAAAUAGACUUGGAUGGAGAUCACAGCAGUGCUGUCACAACUGAAGAAGAUCAACAGCUGGUUGGAUACCGCGGUGAGCUCACCGGAGAUAGAUAAAUUGAUGGAGAAGGCUGAACGUCUGAAGCUGAAGAUAUAUAUGGGUUUGUGAUCACUCAUGUUGGCUCUCCAUUUGAAAACUCCAUUCUUCUCUUAUAGACUUCCAUUGGGGACUCAGUUUU